AUGACUAGAGGCAACCAGAGAGAACAGGCCAGAGCUAAAAACCAGAAGAAGCUCCAGGCCCAGAAGGAGAAGAAGCCUGAUCCCAAAAAGAGACAAGAGGCCGAUGCUCUUAUUCUGAGACAAAAACAGGCUGCAGCCGAUGCAAGAAAGGCUGAGGCUGCUGCCGCUGCCUUGAAGAAGUGA
This is a messenger RNA of Kuraishia capsulata CBS 1993, 183 nucleotides long. RefSeq lists its product as uncharacterized. Bases 1 to 183 code for a protein of 60 amino acids. The record is from RefSeq and is a predicted model, not a curated record. The transcript is spliced from 2 exons. Lineage: Eukaryota; Fungi; Ascomycota; Pichiomycetes; Pichiales; Pichiaceae.